Molecule: messenger RNA, 951 nt
Organism: Zea mays
Lineage: Eukaryota; Viridiplantae; Streptophyta; Magnoliopsida; Poales; Poaceae
Product: VIP1 protein
Exons: 1
Coding region: 31-639 (202 amino acids)
Source: RefSeq, marked provisional
GAGGGUGAGUACUGAGGAGGAGGGUUUCCGAUGGAGAACGGCGAGGAUACGUUCGCCUCCCCCACCGCCGCCGCCGCGGACUUCUCCACCAACGGCGGGGACGGCACGCCCAAGCUCCACGACGCGGCGGACGAGAUCGAGUCCCUCCGCGCGGCGAAGCGCGACCUGGAGGAGAAGCUCGAUGCCGUGCGCCACGAGAACCAGUUCCUGUCCUCCGAGUCCCGCCGCCUUGAGGUUCUCGUGUCCCAGGCCCGCGAGGAGGUCGCCGCCGCCGAGCAAGGUGCUGCCACCAACGAGAGCGAGGCCGCCACGCUCCGCAGCGAGGUCGAGCGCCUCCAGGAUCUCCUCGCCGCGGAGAAGGCUAGCCAUGAGGAGGAGAUGCGCAGGGGUGCACGGCUCGGGGACCAGCUGCAGACCGCGUACCAGGAGAAGGCCGCCCUCGAGGAGGAGAUCGAGACCCUGAAGGGUUCCGCCACUGCCGAGGGCAAGGGCGUGGAAGAGGGAUGUGAUUCUAUUGCUGCCAGGGCCGGGACGCCUAAGGAUCAGGGCGUGGUGCCUCCCGCACUGGUGGCUGCCGCGGCUGCUGGAGCAGCUGCCACGGCUGGCAUCGCAGUGGUCUUGUUCAACCUCAAGAGGUAAUCUGGUGGUCCGUUGCGCGGAAGUUUUGAUCUGCUGCUAUGGCCUAUAUGAGAAUGGGUUAACCGUUUUGUUAGUGUCACUGGAGUCGUAGUAGUAGUAUCUUUACUAUCAGCUGGAUAAUAGACUAGAUGAACAUGUAUGGCACGUACCUUUACUUUCUGAAGUUUUCAAUGAUAAUAAGAGUCGUGAACACAAACAUGAGGGAUAAUUGAGUUCUUGUCUGGUCUUUUGAGUUGCACCUGAUUCCAGACUUUGAAUUAUUAUGACUUGGAUGGUUUGUACUGUUAGAGGAAAGAUGGUGCUACUUUGUUU